GACGAGUGCGAAAUCAUGCACGGAGUGUGCGGAAACGGCACUUGCAGAAACACCCCAGGCAAUUUUCAGUGCGACUGCAAUCCGGGAUAUCGCAGCAGCGAUAUAAUGAAAAUUUGCAUGGAUAUAAAUGAAUGCGAGGAAACGCCAGGAUUAUGCCGCGGAGGAAACUGCAUAAAUACCGAGGGCAGUUUCAAGUGUCAAUGCCCGCCGGGACAUGAACUUGGUCCUGACAAGCAGUCGUGCAAGGACAUAGACGAGUGCUCGAGAACCAGCGGGAUUUGUUCGAACGGCGUUUGCGAGAAUAUGAUGGGCACUUAUCAGUGCAUAUGCGACGACGGCUAUCAGCAAACUGGAUUGAAGUCCCACUGUGAGGACAUAAACGAAUGCGCGACCAAUAACGGAGGCUGCGAAGACAUUUGUCUGAACACGCCUGGCAGUUUCUCCUGCUCCUGCAG
This is a messenger RNA of Ceratina calcarata, 455 nucleotides long. Its product is annotated as fibrillin-3-like. Gene Ontology annotation, molecular function: calcium ion binding. The record is from RefSeq and is a predicted model, not a curated record. Lineage: Eukaryota; Metazoa; Arthropoda; Insecta; Hymenoptera; Apidae. The transcript is spliced from 2 exons. The annotation marks the transcript as partial.